Messenger RNA from Rhinichthys klamathensis goyatoka, 5314 nucleotides. It is a transcript of the gene usp32, whose product is annotated as ubiquitin specific peptidase 32. Lineage: Eukaryota; Metazoa; Chordata; Actinopteri; Cypriniformes; Leuciscidae. Gene Ontology annotation, cellular component: Golgi apparatus. The record is from RefSeq and is a predicted model, not a curated record. Gene Ontology annotation, biological process: protein deubiquitination. Bases 100 to 4902 code for a protein of 1600 amino acids. The transcript has 34 exons. Gene Ontology annotation, molecular function: calcium ion binding; cysteine-type deubiquitinase activity.
GAGAGAGAGAGAGGGGAAAAACAAAAACAACACAAAACAAGGCAACAGGCACCGGUCACACUCUGCACAUUUCUGCCAUUGCAAUGAAAUGAGGGCACCAUGGGCGCCAAAGAGUCACGGAUAGGCUUCCUUUCGUUUGACGAGGCCGUUAAAAGAGUUACCGAUGUGGAGCUCAAACGUCUGCGAGAUGCCUUCAAGAGGACCAGUGGCCUGUCUGUCUAUAUGACCCAGCAAUGCUUCUACAGGGAAGUACUGGGCGAUGGAGUGCCCCCAAAGGUUGCAGAGGUGAUCUACAGCUCUUUUGGUGGCACAUCUAAAGGGCUACACUUCAACUACCUGAUUGUCGGGCUGGUUCUGUUAACAAGAGGACGCGAUGAAGAGAAAGCCAAAUACAUCUUCAGCUUGUUCGCCAGUGAUUCGGGAGCCUAUGUGGUCCGGGAGGAUGUGGAGAACAUGCUACGUUCAGUGGAUGGGGAGGUCCCGCUCUCUCUUAGGAAGUGCUUCACGGAGGGAGAGAAAGUGAAUUAUGAGAAGUUUAAGAGCUGGCUCCUGCAGAAUAAAGAUGCUUUCACAUUCUCCCGCUGGCUGCUGUCAGGUGGCGUGUGCGUCACGUUGACCGACGACAGCGACACACCCACCUUCUAUCAAACCCUGGCAGGUGUCACACACUUAGAAGAAUCGGACAUUAUCGACUUGGAAAAGCGCUACUGGCUGCUGAAAGCCCAAUCAAGGACAGGCCGCUUUGAUUUGGAAACCUUUGUCCCUCUGGUCUCGCCCCCUAUUCAUGCAUCGCUAAGUGAAGGCUUGUUUCAUGCCUUUGAUGAGAAUCGGGACAAUCAUAUUGACUUUAAGGAGAUAUCGUGCGGGCUCUCAGCUUGCUGUCGGGGCCCUGUAGCAGAGAGGCAGAAGUUUUGUUUUAAAGUGUUCGAUGUAGAUCGGGAUGGAGUUCUGUCCAGGGAUGAGAUCCAUGAGAUGGUGGUGGCGCUGCUGGAAGUGUGGAAGGACAACCGUACAGAUACCCUCCCCGAGUUUGAUUCCAGCGUGUCAGACAUUGUAGAGGACAUACUGAAAAUGCACGACACAACAAAACACGGGCACUUAACACUGGAGGACUAUCAGAUAUGGAGCGUGAAAAGUGCCCUCGCCAAUGAGUUCCUCAAUUUGCUGUUUCAGGUGUGUCAUAUCGUCCUGGGCUUGCGUCCUGCUACCCCUGAAGAGGAAGGCCAGAUCAUUAGGGGUUGGCUGGAGCGGGAGAGCAGGCAUGGGCUACAGCCCAGUCAGAACUGGUUUCUGAUCUCCAUGCAGUGGUGGCAGCAGUGGAAAGACUAUGUCAGAUAUGAUAAUAAGUCGAUUGUCGUAGAGCAGCCAUCAAUUCAGGGCAGUGGGAUGAGAAGUUCUCAGUCUACAGCACCUAUAGAGCCUGUCCUGAACAGAAUUGGAAUAGUUGUGCGUUCUCCCAGUUCCCCAGAGGAAAAAUUUCCUGAUAACAUCUCCAGCUCAUCAGAGGCCUCGGAGAGCACUGGUAAUAGCCUGACUCCACACAUCAGUUCUUCUGCCACAGACGUCUGCUUCGCUCGGCAGCACAACGUCUCUGACAACAACAACCAGUGUUUCUCCAGUGUCAAUGGCCAUUUGCCCAACAGCAUGGUCACACAGAGGCCCGGUGCCAUCGACAACCAGCCUCUGGUGACCACCGAACCCAUGAAGGCACCCACGUUGACUAUGGAGGGAGGGCGGCUGAAGAAGUCCCAACAGCUGUUGGCUAGCCGGGACUUUGAGACUGUGCCAGAGCCGGUAUGGAGGGCACUUUAUCACUGGUAUGGGGCCAACGUCAGCCUCCCCCGACCGGUCAUCAUGUCUACAGUCACAGUUCACCCAGAACUAGAGCUCUUCCCCCGCUACCUUCUGUUCCUGCGACAGCAACCGGCCACACGCAGCCCUCAGUCUAACAUCUGGGUUAAUAUGGGUAUGAGCAGCCUGCGAAUGUUCCCUCCACAUAUGCCCCGAGGAAAUGUUCCUUCUCCGAAUGCCCCUCUGAAGCGAGUGCUGGCAUACACGGGAUGUUUCAGCAGGAUGGGCACCAUUAAAGACAUUCAUGAUUACCUGUCCCAGAGGUUACGCAUAAAAGAAGAGGACAUGCGCCUCUGGCUCUACAAUAGUGAGAAUUACCUCACUCUCCUGGACGAUGAAGAUCACACUUUAGAAAGUUUGAAAAUUCAAGACGAACAGCACUUAGUCAUUGAGGUUCGAAACAAAGAUAUGAGCUGGCCAGAGGAAAUGUCUUUCAUUGCAAAUAGCAGCAAAAUCGACAGACACAAAGUUCCUACUGAGAAAGGUGCCACAGGUUUGAGUAACCUGGGUAACACAUGCUUCAUGAACUCCAGCAUUCAGUGUGUAAGCAAUACCAAGCCCCUCACUGAGUACUUCAUCUCAGGGCGACACCUUUAUGAGCUUAACAGAACCAAUCCAAUAGGAAUGCGUGGUCACAUGGCCAAAUGCUAUGGUGAUUUGGUACAGGAACUCUGGAGCGGCACCCAGAAGAACGUUGCACCUCUAAAACUCAGGUGGACAAUAGCAAAGUAUGCACCGAGAUUCAAUGGCUUCCAGCAGCAAGACUCCCAGGAGCUCUUGGCAUUUCUCUUGGAUGGGCUUCACGAAGACUUGAAUCGCGUGCACGAGAAGCCGUACGUGGAGCUCAAGGAUAGUGAUGGACGCCCAGAUCAUGAAGUAGCCACAGAGGCCUGGGAAAACCAUUUGCGGAGAAAUCGUUCAAUUGUGGUGGACCUCUUCCAUGGGCAGCUCAGGUCCCAGGUGAAGUGCAAGACCUGCGGCCACAUCAGCGCCCGCUUCGACCCCUUUAACUUCCUAUCACUGCCGCUGCCCAUGGACAGCUACAUGCACUUAGAAAUCACAGUUAUCAAACUUGACGGCUCUACUCCGGUGCGUUACGGGCUCCGUCUCAACAUGGAUGAGAAGUACAUGGGCCUGAAGAAACAGCUGAGCGAGCUGUGCAGCCUGAAACCUGAGCAGAUCCUACUGGCUGAGGUUCAUACAUCCAACAUCAAGAACUUUCCUCAGGACAACCAGAAGGUGCGACACUCUGUGAACUGCUUCCUCUGUGCAUUUGAAAUCCCUGUGCCUGGCUCACCCACCUCAGUCACCUCUCCAGUGCAAACAGAAAAAACACCUACAGCCAACGGGACAGCAGGAAACAAUCACAUUGGAAAGUCUGGCCUAAUUCCCAAUGGCAUGCCCAGCACAGUAGUCCCCUGUACCCCCGAGAAGCCCCUCGCCAAUGGUAUCCCUAAUGGCCAUGCUGUGCCGGUGCAAGACAGCCCCUUCAUUGGCUACAUCAUUGCCAUGCACAGAAAGAUGAUGCGGACGGAGCUGUACUUCCUGUCCUCUCAGAAGAACAGGCCCAGUCUGUUUGGCAUGCCGCUUAUUGUGCCAUGCACUGUGCACACAAGUAAAAAGGACCUGUAUGAUGCCGUGUGGAUCCAGGUGUCCCGACUUGCCAGCCCUCUGCCCCCACAGGAAGCCAGCAACCACGCUCAAGACUGUGAUGACAGUAUGGGCUACCAAUACCCCUUCACUCUGCGGGUGGUGCAGAAAGAUGGUAAUUCCUGUGCCUGGUGUCCCUGGUACAGGUUCUGCAGAGGCUGCACGGUGGACUGUAAUGAAGACAGAGCAUCUUUGGGGAAUGCCUACAUUGCUGUAGACUGGGACCCCACCGCCCUGCACCUUCGCUACCAGACCUCACAGGAAAGAAUAGUGGAAGAGCAUCCCAGUGUUGAGCAGAGUCGGCGUGCUCAGGCAGAGCCUAUCAGUCUGGACAGCUGUUUGAAAGCCUUCACCAGUGAAGAAGAGUUAGGGGAGGAUGAGCUCUAUUACUGCUCCAAGUGUAAGACCCAUCGCCUGGCCACCAAGAAGCUGGACCUCUGGAGGCUGCCCCCCGUACUGAUUGUUCAUUUGAAACGCUUCCAGUUUGUCAAUGGUCGGUGGAUUAAGUCUCAGAAGAUUGUGAAGUUUCCACGCGAGAGCUUUGACCCCAGUGCGUUCCUGACCCCACGGGAGGUAGCUCAGAGCAUGGGCAGCUUGCAGAGCCUCCAAAGCGAAUGCCUGGUAGAGGAGCUCCAGAGGCUGGAGAGAGGAGACUCCUCUGUGUCCUCCAUCUCCACUACUACUGUGGCCAGUCCUCCCACCUCUGGCAGAGGCACCCCAUGCUCUAUCAGGAGGGUGUGCAGCCCAUUGAGCAGAAACAGCAGCCCUGGCAGCAGCCCCAAAAAUACAGGACGGAAACAGGGGCGUCUGCGUCUUCCACAGCUGGGCAGUAGGCAUCGACUCUGCAACAGUAAAGAAAACCUGGAUGCCUGUAGCAAUAGCAAGGAGAGCGAGACCGAGUCAGAGCAGGGCACAGUGACGGACGGGGAGAAUCAGAUGCCAUCUGAUUCAAAUGGGCAAGACACCUGGUCACUGGACGCCUCAAGCAGCGACUGCGAUGUCAUCAUGGUGAAUGGACUGGUACAAGACAGCAGUCAGAGUAAUGGACACACAGAGGUCAGCACAGACCUGGACACCCCUCACCAAAGAAAUGACAUCUGCCUGGAGCCCCUGUACAAUUUAUAUGCAAUCUCAUGCCAUUCAGGAAUAAUGGGAGGGGGUCACUAUGUGACUUAUGCUAAAAACCCCAAUGAAAAAUGGUACUGUUACAAUGACAGCAGCUGCAAGGAAGUUCACUCGGACGAGAUUGACACAGAUUCAGCUUACAUCCUGUUCUAUGAGCAACAGGGAGUGGACUACUCGCAGUUUCUGCCAAAAACAGAGGGCAAAAAGAUGGCAGACACCACUAGCAUGGACGAAGACUUUGAAUCUGACUACAAGAAGUACUGUGUGCUGCAGUGAUGCCAUGCUCUUCCACAUUAAAGACACUAGGGGGGUCUGUCAGUACGCCAGUGCAAUGAGGACUGAAACGGCAGAGCCAGAGGACCAUCAUUUGUGAAAGCUCAAAAUAUCAGUUAGCCGACAGGCACAACACCGCCGCCGACUGUGCUUUCAGAAUAGAGGUACCUGACACUUCAGAUACACGAGGGAGAGGGCGAAUGAGUGAAUCACAGAGAACUGUAGCGAUCAUGUGAUUGUUGCCAAGCAAACAAAUAACUGUUAGCCAAUCCCUUGAUAUCACCAUUACCAAACAGACAAAACUGCUCUUUCACACAGGUGAAUCCAAAAAUCACAUAACAAGAGCUUGUGCUUCUGUAGUGCUACAUUUCUGAAUGCUAAUGGACACAACAGAUUCUUUUAAUUCGGAAACUGA